Messenger RNA from Klebsormidium nitens, 849 nucleotides. Lineage: Eukaryota; Viridiplantae; Streptophyta; Klebsormidiophyceae; Klebsormidiales; Klebsormidiaceae. The record is from the annotation of a GenBank genome assembly.
AUGGGAGACUGUAGCCCGAGUGACCAAUGUCUCACCUUCGACACGUCACUAGACUUUGAGGUGGUCAAUCCAGCAAGCACAACUCGCCCCAGUCCAGCGGCAGCAAUCUGGAUCGAGUACAAUGCCAAGAAGCUUACGCCUCCGGCUGACCCGGACAAUCCGUACACUAUCAACGCCCUUGGGCUGACGUUUCACUACAGCAAAGAGUCAGAGGCCGUCGGGUCAACGACGGUCAUGGUUCCGGUCAAUGCGUACAACAAGAUUACCCUCCUCGUUCAGCAGCAGGAACAUGUAAACGGCGACACGACCAUCAGGUUUGAGCCGUCUGUGACAUCCUCAGCUCUAGUUGACUUGCGUUACAAUGGCCUUGGCGACCGUGCGGAGGCCGUUGUUGGUGGGUUCACCAACGACUCGCUGACGUAUGUCAAGUUCGACCUUGAUCGAAGGGGAGUGGAGAUCAUCGAGGAAACAGCGGCUUUCAGCAUCGCCACGCUCGUGUCACAGUAUGGUGGUUUUUGGUCCUACAUAGGCCUGAUAUUCGGGGUCAUCUUCGUCGUCAAGGAGACUCAGGAAGCGGACUUAAACGAAAUUAUUGACAAGGUCCUGAGAUUGAUCUUUCGCGGGAACCACAACUCGGUGAAGCCUGCCGAGGGACUCAGCAAAACAGUCGCUGUUGCUGCGAGGAAAGUGCUGGUUGGGGCGUUCGUCGAAGGUCAGGAACUGGUGAACGAGUUAAACGCCCCUAACCAGUUUGCACAGCCACAGAGCGGCUCCAGCAAGUCAACCGGUCCUCGAGCAGAGACGACCCUUGCAGAUAUUCGGGCGAACCUGCAAAAGCACCAAGAGUAA